This is a messenger RNA of Prorocentrum cordatum, 306 nucleotides long. Lineage: Eukaryota; Dinophyceae; Prorocentrales; Prorocentraceae. The record is from the annotation of a GenBank genome assembly.
AUGUCGGGCCAUCGCCGCUUGCCGCUCGAGUGCGUGCGGGCUGGUGCGCAGACGCAGAAUGACGUGUGCGCGGCCAGCUUCGUGCAGGAGGUUCAUGCCGCCGCUGGGCAGCCUGCGGUCCGUGAGGGCCCCGGCGGCAGCUGUGCGGACCCCUGUGGUGCCACGGCACCCGCCAGGGCGUUGCCCGUCCGUGAGAUUAACCGUAAUGAAGACGGGACCUUGAGAUGCUUGGUCUCUUGGCCGCUUAGCUUGCUCGUGUCUGUCCUCCUCAGCUUCCCAGGAGAAUUCGAAGGGGCCCCGGGAUAA